Molecule: messenger RNA, 2338 nt
Organism: Paramecium sonneborni
Lineage: Eukaryota; Ciliophora; Oligohymenophorea; Peniculida; Parameciidae
Source: the annotation of a GenBank genome assembly
AUGUUUCAAUAACUAUUUGAUUAUCUACGAUUACCUAGCUUUGUAGGAGAUUCUAUUCCAUAAGACCGUAAACAAGAUUAUUAAUGACUCAUAGCUACAGAUAUCAAGAUAGGAGUAGGUUAAAGUGCAAUUAGAAAGAUUUUCAAAGUACAAGAUUAUGAUCAAUACGAAAGAAUGCAAAUAAGUUCAUUAGCUUAAGCAUUAUAAAAGAGUUAAUAAUAUAAUCCAAACCUUCAUACAGAUGAUCUAUUAUUAAGAUAUCUUUAUGCUAAUAAAUUCAAUAUUCAAGCAUCAAUUGAUGUAAAGAUGAUUAAUCAUGCUAGCAAUUUGUUUAAACUAAUGAGAUCUUUAAAUAACUUGGCUAAUUGAGACUAGAUAAAGAAGUGGUAUAACUUUAUGUAAAUAAUAUAAUAUAAAUUAAAAGUAAAAAGGAGCAAUUUACAUAGAGGGAAGAACUAAGAAUCAUAUUCCUUGUAUAGUAGUUUCUACUAAAUUGGUUGAUGAUUUGGUUUUAUUUGAAAGAGCUGCCAUUAUAUUAUGUGCAAUAGUUGAGGAUUACAUGUUUUAUAAUGGGAAAAUAGAAUCUUGGAUAGCUGUCAUUUAAACUAAAGAUUAGAGUGCUUAUAAAAUGCAAUUGGAUAAAAUCUUCUCUAUAAUUAAAGUAUUGUAGACUUGUUUCCCUAAUACAUGUGAAGCAGUCUAUAUACUAAAUGCUACACUCUCUAUAAAUUUACUCUGGUCGUAAAUUGAAGGUAAUACUUUACAUAUUAGACAGAAUACAUAAGUCCUAUGACUCUAUAAAAAAUCAAAUUCUUGAAGGAUAAAGAAUUGCCCAUUUUAUCCAAUCAAUUCCUUCCUGAAAAACUUGAGCAAUCCUUAGGAGGAGAAAAAAUUAUUAAACAAUAUUGGCCUCCAGAUGAAAACGAUUACUAUUAUGAUUAACCUCCUUAAUAAUAAAAACAAUUCUUUGAUUAUGAAGAAUAACCUUAAGUCUUCUUUUCAGAAAAUAAUAAUCUAUAAUACAUGAAUGAAGCUCCUAUUUUACAUGAAGAAAUAUAAUAACCUGUUCCAGUACAAUAAUCCCCAUAAUUGAAGAAAGAAGAAACUGAUUCUGUUCCUGAAAAAAAAAAAAAAUGCAUUUGUGUUAAAUGUUCAAGAGAUUUAGAAGAUUUGGCUUCUUAACCUUCUUAACCUCGAUAACGUAAACCUUCUGAACUUUAACCUGUUAAUAAACCCAUUAUACCGUAAUAAGAACCAUAAAAGUAAAUAGCUCAAUAAUAAUUGGACGAUACUUAUGUACCCUAUGAAAGAAAAUAUGAUAGUUUUAUUAAUGAUACUAGUUUAUUAAUUCCAAAGAUUAUGAAUGAUACUAUGUAAUAAGAUUAAAAGGAGGAACAAUAAUUUGGAGGUAAUUCAUUUAAUAAUUAAUAACAAUAAUAAUAUAUUCAAUAACCUGAAAUUAAUUAAAAGAGUAACAAACCUUCUUUUACAAAUCCAUUUUAUAAUGCUGAUUCAAUGUAAGGAUCAUAAUAAAUAGAACCAAAAUAACCACCAAUAAUAUCAAAUAAAGUAAGUUAAGAAAUUCAAGCAAAUAUGGAUGAUACAAUAAUUGAUGAUAAACCAGAUUAUUAACCAAAAUAUAUUAACAAACAUAAUCGUCCAUAAUAAUCUUCUAAUUUUUAUUAGCCAUCUCAAUCAAGUCGUUUAACAAAUAAUAACCCAAAUUUAUACAAUUUUCAAAACAUUCCUAGUUACAAUCCUAUAAAUUAUGCUUAAUAUUAAUAAUAACCUUUGACAUCUUAAUCAUAUAUACCAACUAUGUAAACUUAACCGUAGAGUUAAUAAUACAUAAAUGUAGAACCUUAACUUUAGAAAUUUGAUGCAAUUUAAUAGUAACCAGUAUAAGUACAGGACUUCGAUUAUAAUAAUUAUAAUCCUAACUAAUCUCCUUAUGCUCCAUAACUUUCUAAUGAUCCAAAAAAGAAGUAUGAUUUUAGUUAAUGGGAUAAAUAUAAUGAUGGAAAUGAUGUUGUACCAAUGCAAUCUUAUGUACCAAUAACAAAUACUUAUACAAAUCCAUAUGUACAAUAGAGUCCUAACAAUAAUUAUCCUAUUAGUGAAGACUAUAAUAAAAUAUAUGAUACUACAAAUGAUUAUAAACCAGGAGAAUUUAGACCAUCAACUUACAAUUUUACCCCUUAUGAUUAUAGAUAUAGCGAUUAACAAUUUUAGCCAAGUACUACUACUAAAGAAAAUGGGUAUAAUUCAAUAAUUAUUAUUUAGAACACAAUAAUUAUAUCAAUAGAAACCAGGAUAGUAGGCAUGUUAAAUAUUUUGA